Molecule: messenger RNA, 3363 nt
Organism: Chaetomium strumarium
Lineage: Eukaryota; Fungi; Ascomycota; Sordariomycetes; Sordariales; Chaetomiaceae
Product: P-loop containing nucleoside triphosphate hydrolase protein
Exons: 3
Coding region: 249-3017 (922 amino acids)
Cellular component (GO): microtubule; membrane; cytoplasm
Molecular function (GO): microtubule binding; GTP binding; GTPase activity
Source: RefSeq, a predicted model, not a curated record
CGUAUAUACCGUCACGGAGUUAUAUUUUACCAAUAUUUCCGUACGGUAAUUACCUACCUAAUGCCACAGACCACAUACGGCGUACGAAGGCGGGACUCAUGAGUAUCGGAGGGUAGGGAGUUCAGGUGGGGCUCGUCCCCAAAUUCCAACCCACGGCAUCGUCAUUCGCAGUGGCAUCUCCUGAUUGUUUUAAACAACGCCAACCGCCGACAUCCAUGCUGCCGUAGACUUCCGCUGCCCUCACCACGAUGAGCGCGCAGCUCCGUGCAGCCGGGGCGCUUGCCCCCGUCGCAGCCCGUCGCGCCGCGGUUCGCGCCGUCCGACACUUCCACCAGCUCCCGACCGGCGGUAUCCAGCAACUCGCUGGCCAAAGCUUCAGGAGAUCGGUGCAGUUUCCAGCAAAUGCCUACCACAAUGCCGUUAUCGUCCGAAAUGCUUCCUUUACCCGCCUCUUGCCGAAGCUGGCUGUCAAGCUCGUCAGGAUUCCCGCUCUCUUUGGCGGCCUGAUGAUCGGUACGAUCGGGUGGAUACAGUACCAAGCAAUCCAGGUCAGUAACUCCGCGCAGGAGAUGUACGGGAAUAUGAGAGAUACUGUCGUAUCUACCGCCUCGGGUCUCUGGGGAGGCGCCAAAGAUUUCGCCGAACAGACGAAACGUGGCUGGGAUAGCACAAAGGAGCAGUUCGAGAUGCCUGAAUGGCUAGACAGAAUCAUGCGGGGGGAGGGUGAAGCCGGUUCUGGCAACCGCGGCUCGGGCGGACAAGGCGGGCCGGAACCGCCUAAGCAGAGCAGGGCCGGUGCCGCCGCCGUCGCAGGAGCCUCGGCAGCCGCUUACGGCUAUGACCAAUCCGACGAACACGACGAACGGACACCCGAGGAGGUCUUGAAGGACGACCAGAUGAUGUAUCUCACCAAGAGAAUGAUCGAGAUUCGGAAUCUCCUUCAGAAGAUUGGCCAGUCGACGACCGUCACACUGCCGUCCAUCGUUGUUAUCGGGUCCCAGUCGUCAGGGAAGAGCUCCGUGUUGGAAGCUAUUGUUGGUCAUGAAUUUCUACCUAAGGGCAGUAACAUGAUCACCCGGCGGCCAAUCGAGCUCACCCUCGUGAACGACCCCGAAGCGCGGGUCGAUUACGGUGAAUUCCCCGACCUCGGUCUCUCUAGGGUCACCGAUUUCUCCCUAAUUCAAAAGACCUUGACCGAGCUCAACCAGUCCGUUCCCGUGUCGCAGUGUGUCACAGACGACCCGAUCCGGCUCACGAUCCACUCCCCAAGGAUACCGGACUUAUCGCUCAUCGAUCUUCCAGGCUACAUUCAAGUAGCCGGUGAGAACCAGCCUCGGGAACUGAAGCGCAAGAUCUCGGAAUUGUGUGAUAAGUACAUCCGAGGGCCCAACAUUAUUCUAGCCAUCUCAGCCGCCGACACGGACUUGGCAAACUCAACGGCUCUGCAAGCAAGCCGCAGAGUGGAUCCUAGAGGAGAAAGAACGAUUGGCGUCAUCACCAAGAUGGACCUCGUUGAACCGGAGAAAGGGGCUGCCAUCCUGAAUGAUAGGCAGUACCCUCUCCGUCUAGGCUAUGUUGGCGUCAUCUCCAAGCUACCUCCGCAAACAGGUCUCUUCAGGAGAGAGACUGGUAAUCUCCUAGCCGGCAUCAGCCGGAAUGAGAAGUCAUUCUUCAACACAUAUCCCUCACAGUACGGGCCAGAGUCUGGGGUCAAUACGGGUACCAUGACGCUCCGCAAGAAGUUGCUGCAGGUUUUGGAGCAACAGAUGUCUUCGAAGUUGCAGGAGACGACAGACGCCAUCCAACGAGAGCUUGAGGAGACAACCUAUCAGUUCAAGGUUCAGUACAACGAGCAGCCCAUGAGUGCGGAGGCGUACUUGGCCGCAAGCUUGGACGACUUCAAGCAUCAGUUUCACGAGUUCACUGCGAAGUUUGGCCGGGCUCAGUUGAACAAUCUACUCAAGGAUGCACUCGACCAGAAGGUGCUUGACCAACUCGCCGCUAGGUAUUGGAAUAAGCCAAUCGAAGACUUGUCUGUUGCGCCCCCUGAGCGGGACAGCAUCGCCGAUCUACCGAACGCUGACCCGAAUUCUCCCUACUGGCAUCGGCAACUUGACACGGCAUCCUCGGGCCUCACCAGGCUCGGAGUGGGCCGUCUCGCAGCAACCGUCGCUGCCUCAGCCGUCCAGUCUAAUGUCGACAAACUGCUCGACAAAUCGGCGUUCGCAAAGCACCCCUCAGCCCGGAAGGUAAUCAGCGAUGCCGCGUCUACAGUGCUCGCAGAUCGAUCGUACGCCACAAGUGAUGGCAUCGAGAUCUCGCUGAAGCCGUAUAAGUAUGACCCCGACAUCCAACCCAACGAGUGGGCAAAGGGCAGGGAACACGUGGUGGGUGUCCUCCAGGGCGAGCUCAACCAGUGCCAAGCCGCAAUGAAGAGCCUCGAGAACUCCGUCGGCGGGAAAAGAAAGCUCAAGGAGGUCAUGUCCUUUGUCGACAAGGCGCGCAAGGGCGAGGUCAUCGUCGAAGGUGACCACCCCAGCGGAGCAGGCGGCUUUAGCGCCGCCCUCCUCGCCCGCGGCCGGGAAGCAGUCUUCCUCCGUGACCGCGCCGACAUAAUCAACAUGCGUAUCAUGGCCGCUAAGUCGCGCAAAUGCAAGUCCCUCGAAAACAAGUACUACUGCCCAGAAGUCUUCCUUGACGCCGUCGCCACGAAACUGGCCCAGACGGCCGUCCUCUUCCUCAACGUCGAGAUGCUGAACGACUUCUAUGUCCGCUUCCCUCGCGAGGUCGAAGCCAAGCUCAACGAGCACAUGUCCGCCGGCGGACUGGAUCGGUUCGCCCGCGAGGACCCCAAGGUCAGGAGGCAUCUGGAUCUGAUCCACCGCAAGGAGCUGCUCGAGCUGGUCCUGACCAAGAUCGAGGAUCUCCAUCGGUUCGGGGCGGGCACUGGCGGCAGGGCGGGCGGGGCUGGAAAGGAAUUGGGGAAGAGGACGGGGAGGAGGUCGUUCUUGUUUUGAAUUGACGGGCGAGCGGGCGAGCGAAUGAAGGGGAGCGGAAGGGAGAGAGACGUUUGCAUAGCUAUGUCGGGAAAAGAGGGAAUCACGGCGUUUGGUGAGAUGAGGAUGAGGUACUCAUCUCCGGUGGAAGCGGUUCGGUCUAGCCUUUUCCUUUGUAGUUUCUACGACGACGUGGGUUCUGUAGGCAUGUUCGAAUGUAGGGCCUGGUGUGCUAUGAUAUGCACUAGGUUGUUUGGAAUACCCCUCUUGAAACCUAGUACGUACAUACAAUAUAGGAUGCUGUGGGCAUCGCGGAUCUGAAGGAAAAAGCUGUCGCCUCCGGAUUCAAUGGCAACGUUCACCUCAC